AUAGUAAUUUAAUAGACAUUUUCUUUGAUGUUACAGAUUGGUGCCCUAAAAAACUUCUAUCUGCUUACACACAAAGAUGUACACAAACGUUCUCUGGACAGCAGCGAGCAUCAUCAUAAACUUUUACGAAAUGAGCCUCAAGUACAGUGGUUUCAACAACAACAUGAGAAACGGAGGAAAAAACGUGACUACCAAAUCCCAUCUUCUUUUAGCUUUAGUGAUUAUCCAAGCACGUUUGACGAUUUUACAUCGAGACAACGUCCGCCUUUUCAUCAUCAACGUAAUCGAGGUGCACCGCUGCAAAAUUUAUUUACGGAUCCGCUUUUUAAAGAACAAUGGUAUUUGAAUGGAGGAGCAAAAGAUGGUUUUGACAUGAAUCUUGGUCCCGCUUGGCAAAAGGGUUACACCGGAAAAGGAGUGGUUGUCUCAAUUUUAGAUGAUGGAAUUCAAACAAAUCACCCAGACCUUGCACUCAACUACGACCACGAAGCGAGUACAGACAUUAACGACAAUGACGACGACCCGAUGCCACGUGACAACGGAGAUAAUAAACAUGGAACUCGUUGUGCUGGCGAAGUGGCUGCCGUAGCCUUUAACCAAUAUUGUGGCGUAGGAGUUGCUUACAAUGCCAGCAUUGGAGGAGUGCGAAUGCUUGACGGACCGGUAAAUGAUGCUGUAGAGGCAAGAGCGUUAGGUCUCAAUCCCGAACACAUCGAUAUAUAUUCAGCCUCCUGGGGACCCGAGGACGAUGGUAAGACAGUCGAUGGCCCUGGUCCAUUGGCAAGACGUGCCUUCAUCUAUGGAGUUACUAGUGGCCGCAAAGGAAAAGGCUCAAUAUUUGUGUGGGCGUCAGGGAACGGCGGUCGUCAUACAGAUUCAUGCAACUGUGACGGUUACACCAAUAGUAUUUUCACAUUGUCAAUAUCAAGUGCAACACAAGGGGGAUAUAAACCCUGGUACCUAGAAGAGUGUAGUUCAACACUAGCAUCAACAUACUCAUCUGGGACUCCCGGUAAUGAUAAAAGUGUCGCAACUGUCGAUAUGGACGGUAAAUUACGGCCCGAUCAUAUUUGUACCGUUGAACAUACUGGUACAUCAGCGUCAGCACCUCUGGCUGCUGGCAUUGCUGCCCUAGCACUCGAAGCUAAUCCAAGUUUAACUUGGAGAGAUAUGCAAUAUUUAGUUGUGUUAACAUCAAGAUCUGGACCACUCGAAAAAGAAACUGGAUGGAUACUCAACGGAGUCAAGAGGAAAGUUUCGCAUAAGUUUGGCUAUGGGCUAAUGGAUGCGGGCGCAAUGGUCAAUCUUGCUGAACAAUGGACAAAUGUGCCGCCUCAGCAUAUUUGCAAAUCUCAAGAGAUCAAUGAGGAGCGAUCUAUAGAUUCAUCUUUUGGUUAUACUCUCAGUGUUUACAUGGACGUAAGUGGCUGCGCUGGGACUAUUAAUGAGGUCCGUUUUCUAGAGCAUGUUCAGUGCAAGGUGUCAUUAAGAUUUUUCCCUCGAGGAAACCUGCGCCUGUUGCUGACCUCACCCAUGGGCACUACCUCAACAUUACUUUUUGAACGACCAAGAGACGUACUCAGUUCCAAUUUCGAUGAUUGGCCAUUCCUGAGUGUACAUUUCUGGGGUGAAAAAGCUGACGGUCGGUGGACGUUACAGAUCAUCAAUGCUGGCAACAGACGAGUCAAUUCACCCGGAAUACUGAAGAAAUGGCAAUUGAUAUUCUACGGAACGGCAACCAAUCCCAUUAGAUUACGAACUCGUCAAUUUAAUCCGGUACAUCAUCAGUCGUAUUAUUCUUCAUACAAUCCCUCUGAAUUAUCCUUCCCGCACGAUCGCUCAUUGGGUGGAUCUGAUCAACACAACGAGUUCGAUUUUCGUCAAUCUGUCUUUCAGAAUUAUCCAAGUGCUUACGCGGGUGCUGCCUCCAAUAUCCAAUCAUCAGUAGCAUCCUUAGACGGAUCAUCGGCCUCCAUUCUUACCAACCGAUUACCUGGUGAUGUCUCCGACGAUAUAUCUAGAUCACUCCAGGGGUCUCUAGAUCCUUCCAAGAGAGUUUUACACGACUGCGAUCCACAGUGCGACCAUCAGGGAUGUUAUGGAACAGGUCCAACAGAAUGUAUUGCCUGUAAAACCUAUCGACUUGAUAAUAUGUGCGUAAGCCGUUGCCCGCCAAGAAGUUUUCCAAAUCAAGGUGGUGUUUGUUGGCCUUGCCACGAAUCAUGUGAAACAUGCGCUGGUGCUGGCCAAGACUCUUGUCUAUCAUGUGCUCCAGCUCACUUAAGAGUUACUGAUCUUGCCGUUUGCCUUCAACAAUGUCCCGAGGGUUACUAUGAAAAUACUGAAAAUAACACAUGUGUACCAUGUGAAGCAAAUUGUGGGAGUUGUCAAGACCGUCCCGACCACUGUACAACGUGUGAUCAUCAUCUGGUAAUGUACGAGAGUAAAUGUUACGCCGCUUGUCCUCUGUACACCUACGAAACACAAGAUUACAACUGCGCGGCGUGUCACAAUAAUUGUGAAACAUGUAAUGGUACCGGUGAAAAUCAGUGCAUCAGUUGCAAGCCCGGAUUCUUUUCACUUAAUGGUAUGUGCCAAAGUUCGUGCCCAGUGGGCUACAGCGCGGAUAAAAAACGCCGGGAAUGUAUGCCCUGUCCACUCGGGUGUAAAACUUGCGUAACAUCAAGCUGCACUAGCUGCAUCGACGGAUGGAGUAUCAGCAAAAAAGGUAUCUGUGUCCCGGAUAGCCGCAGCAAGUGUAACGCUGCCGAGUACUUUGACACCGAUAUUUGCAAGCCGUGUCAUACAAGUUGCGAAACCUGUGCCGGACCGUCAGAAGAUUUUUGCACAUCCUGUUCGAGCCCACUGCUGCUUCAAAGCCGGCGGUGUGUCGCCCAGUGCGAGGAUGGUUAUUAUUCAUUAGCCCAGCCAUCGCGACCCAUUUGCUCGCCGUGUCUCCACACCUGCAAAACCUGUGUAUCACGACUUAAUUGCACAGCGUGUCAAGAGGGAUUGCAAUUACAAAGCGGCGAGUGUAGAUCAUCCUGUGCACAAGGAUACUACAGUGACCGCGGCCAGUGUGCUAAGUGUUAUCUCUCGUGUAAAACAUGCUCUGGUCCACGGAGAGAUCAGUGUGUUAGUUGCCCGCAAGGGUGGCAACUAGCUGCCGGUGAGUGCCAUCCAGAAUGCCCGGAGGGGUUCUUUAAAUCAAAUUUCGGAUGUCAAAAAUGUCAUCAUUACUGUCGCACUUGCAAAGGUGAAGGCCCUCUCGAGUGCACUUCCUGUCCGCCUCAUUCUAUGCUCGAGGGCGGACUCUGCAUGGCAUGUCUAGGUGCACAGUACUACGAUCCGCUGACACAACUUUGCAAAAAUUGCCAUGGUGAUUGCCGACGCUGCACCGGCCCGGGAAAAUUCAGCUGUGCUGCCUGUACUUUACCGCUACACUUUGAUAAACUUAAUAAUCAGUGCGUGCCAUGCUGUCCGGCCAACAAGAAAAAGUCGGAAAAUGAUGAAUGUUGUGUUUGUGAUCCAGAAACUAGUGGCUGCAGGAACAGUUCACCGGCUGGUAAAAGACGUGUACCUGGUAGUGAAAUUGGUGGUGAUACGAUACCACAAUUUGAUACUGGAUUUGAAAGUCUUAGUAGUGACAUUAAAGAUCAUAAUCCUAGUUAUGCUGUUACUGCUGCGACCAUGAUGGCUGUUGCUAUUUGCGUUGCGUCUGUUGCCUUAUUUGUAGCUAUUUUUGUUGCCUUACAGGCUGUAUCAAGAAAACGUGAAUCUUCAAAUGGAUAUACCAAACUGGCGAUGAGAGUUGAACCAUCUGAUGAAAUAGAAAUUGAUGAUAUGACCGAGCUUAUGACCUAG
Molecule: messenger RNA, 3864 nt
Organism: Cotesia congregata
Lineage: Eukaryota; Metazoa; Arthropoda; Insecta; Hymenoptera; Braconidae
Source: the annotation of a GenBank genome assembly